Molecule: messenger RNA, 3381 nt
Organism: Archocentrus centrarchus (flier cichlid)
Lineage: Eukaryota; Metazoa; Chordata; Actinopteri; Cichliformes; Cichlidae
Gene: tmem267
Product: transmembrane protein 267
Exons: 3
Coding region: 154-897 (247 amino acids)
Source: RefSeq, a predicted model, not a curated record
GGGGGCAGCAAAGCACCGCCGAGCGUUGGCGCUACAACAAAGCACAGCAGAAGAAGUGUGGCCACUCCAGUUGAUUAGCAGAUGCAGAGCAAUGGGUCUGCCUGAAUCUUGCUGACCUUUAGUGGUGAUUGGCCCCUCCAGUCAUCCAACACCAUGCAAGGAUUCUACUCCAAGCUCGACUCCUCCCCUUCCUCGUCCCCCUUGUUGGGAGCUGGCUUCAGGGGAGAUGGUGCUCCUGUACCUCUCAGCCUGGCUCUGGAGACAGAGAGAGCUCAGGCCCUCCUACAGACUUUCAGUUCCGCCUCCCUGCUGGCGUCGGCAGGACUCGGGAUGUUCUGUGUGGUGGCAGACCACGCCCUCCAGCUGUCUGUCAUACAGCAACACCUGUGGCUACGUGCUGUCUUGGACAACGCCACACAUGGAUUGGUGGGGCUGUGGUCAUGGGCGGUUGUUAUUGGACUGAGGAAAAAGAGUGACUUGUAUGAGGUGCUACUGGCAGGGUUUCUGGCAUCAAUCAUAGACCUGGACCACUUCUAUAUGGCUGGAUCCUUGUCACUAAAGGCUGCCGUCUCACUCCCUCAGCGUCCUCCGCUGCAUUGUUCCUCUCUCAUUCCCAUUAUCUGCCUCAGUCUCCGCUUCCUCAUGUGGCUCGGACGCCUCAAAGACGCUUGGUGCUCCUUGCCGUGGAUGCUUUUCAUUUCCAUGGCGACACACCAUGUCCGGGAUGCCGUGCGUCACGGCCUGUGGGUUUGUCCAUUCGGCAACACGGCACCAAUCCCAUAUUGGUUGUACGUCAGCACCACGGCGACACUCCCUCACCUGUGUUCAGUGCUCAUGUACCUGACAGGAACCAGAGAUGUGAUCUCCACUAAACACGGGGUGGCCAUCGAUGUUUAGGCGUCACCAGCUUGGUUCGGAUCACCUUUGGAUGAAAAUGUUCUUAGCUAUUUAAAGCCACAUUUAAAUACCUUUAAAUUAUAAACACAUGUAUAGAUAUGAGGACAUUUUUCAGUUCAUGUGACACAAAUAAUGAAAACUCUUUUUUUUUUUUUUUCUUUUCUUGCAAAAGGAUUAGAACACUGUUGUGAUAAUGGGGAAAAACAUGUAAAAAUAUUUUUGUCAUGAUGGCUGUAAAAUAUUAAAUUAGCUUUUUAAAAUGGGAACAUUCCAAUAUAAGUGCCAGUCAUUUGUUUUUUCCUUUUGGUGGCAUGGAUUUGUAUCAGAAUCUGCUUCAGUAACCUGAGGACUAGAAGUGAAGAUGUGAACCUUCUUUUUAUUUUUAUCUUUCACCUACACAAGACCUUAGAGACUUAAGCUGCAACUGAGGGGGGUCAUCACUUUUACUGUCACUAUCGAGCCUAAUUCAAAGAACGCUGAAGGAAAAGUCAACCAAAGGUCAACUCCAGACUGUACAAGACUGGCAUGUUGUUGUCACUCUUAGUGCAUCCAGAAGCUGUUUUCCUUUUAUUGCAUUAAAAAUGUCUCCACGUGCAGUUUUUUUUUAAUUCCCAUUUCUGUUACCAACCGCCAAACAAAAUGUUAUUUUUGGCCAUUAAUGCUUGUAAUAUCCAGCCUGUCAGCACUCUGCAGAUUUCAUUCUCCUGCCCGGAAGAGCCUUAAUGUCCGCUCAGUACCAACUUUUCCUGUCAGUUUUUGUAAAUCAGAGUUUGCAGUGCCAUCUGAGCCAGCAAUGGAAGUGGAUGACAUCAAGGCUGUGCAACAUGCUGGUAGUUCUUCUUUUUUUUUUUUCCUUAUUAAAAAUUAUUUUAGCACCUUGACUUGGCAGUAACAUUGUUGGAUUUGGUUUUCAAAGGCAAAACUGUGCCAGCAGUGAUUUAUCUCCCACUCCAAGGCUUCUUUACUGUGUGUGUGUGUGUGUGUGUGUGUGUGUGUGUGUGUGUGUGUGUGUGUGUGUGUGUGUGUGUGUGUGUGUGUGUGAAUAAUCAUAAGAAGGGCACUAUUCCCCUUUUAAGACAUGCUGUAGUAAAGAUGCUAUACACCUCAGAUAGUUUUUGGCUUCCUGCUGCUACACAUUUCUUUGACAGCUUCAAACUCAGUCCUCAGUCAUUUGAGCAAAAGCUGUGACAGAUGACUCUUAUACAGUUAUAUCAGAGUGAUUUGCUGUCCCAAGCAGCCUCUUGAUUUUACACUUAACAUAAACAGAACGGGGCAGCAUGCAGUGAAACUCGAAAAGGCAGUGGGUGUUUGUUUGCUUGGUUUAGCAGUGCUUUCAGUUUACGUGUAGUUAAAAAUUGAAGAAAAGGGACUUGCUGUAUUUAUUAUCUGUGUAUUGUUCCAGCAAAUUUCCCCCAUAAUACCUGCACUUAAAUGGUUAACAAUGUGAGGUACAGUCUAUAUGCUGAAGUUACUUGAUGGCUUUUCGGUGGUGGAACCAGGGUGUGCGGGAGUGUUUGUUGUCACUCAUGAUAAUUACUUUGCUGCAUUAUCAGCCACUAAGGUAUAGAGUAUUUAGAGGUAAUGUUAUUACACUUUUUUAGAUGUAGACUGCAUACUUAAACACUGUUUAACAGUAUUAUACACUGGUUUAAACGAUGCUUAGUAAUAUGUUGUAAUAUAGUGGGAUUGACUGGUUUCUAGAAACAUGUAUUUGAGGGUUAGCAACAUGCUUUCACUGUAAGAGAUGGUGGACUUGAAAAUCGCCUGUUUCCAGAUGUAAAAUGGGGAUACAUUUUGAAAUAUUAACCACAAGUUAUUAAUUUUUGUAAAGCUGGUGCUUGGUGAUUAAGGUUGUAGUCAUGCCUCUUGGCCACUAGAUGGCUGCUGUAGUGUCACUUUUGAUGAGCUGUAUUUUUUUCCCUUUAGUAUGUGAAGGUAAUUCAGAAAACUGCACUUAGGAGUUGUGAUUGUGAAAUAAUAUAAUGGAUUGGGGGGGUUGAAAAUUGCUCUCUGUUUUGGAAAAAAAAAACAAUCCAAGUACAUAAUAGUUUUUUUUUUUGGUCUGUUUUGUUGCUACUUUCUUGGAAAGUUCACAGGAAGGAUUGGAAACAAUUGUUUGAGUUCCAGAAUCAUUGAGUAACACAGGAAUUUUGAAUAAGACAAAAGCAUUGUAAGGUUUUACUUGUGACUACCAGGAUGCAGGAAAGCAGCUUUAACAGUAGUUAACACCGUACCACCCUCUACUCGACCCCUAUUUAACUUUAAUGCUUCUGGAAGGAAUUUACAUGCUGGCUGCUGUCCCACUUUAACUGCCAGUGUCAUUUUCUCUUUUACUGCUGCUUAUGUUUACCAUGUGACUUUAAUCAAUGCAAUAUUUUUUUUGUUGUUGGAUUUUGCACAUUUUCAGUUUUUGUGUUUUUAAAUUAUGUUUUGUAUUUUUGGACAAAUAUGUUUUUGUUUAAUAGUGAAGUAUAUAGUAACAAA